Messenger RNA from Ordospora colligata OC4, 393 nucleotides. RefSeq lists its product as uncharacterized. The record is from RefSeq and is a predicted model, not a curated record. Lineage: Eukaryota; Fungi; Microsporidia; Ordosporidae. Gene Ontology annotation, biological process: vesicle-mediated transport. Bases 1 to 393 code for a protein of 130 amino acids. The transcript has a single exon.
AUGGGAUUUGUAGGGAAUUUAGUGUGCCUUGGGGCAUCUGCUUUACUAGCAGUACUUGAAUUUCACAAGAUCGAUGCGAUCCUGAAUGCAGAGAAUAAACGGGGGUCUUCUUACGAUGCAAGCUAUCGACUUGAGAAGCUAUCGAAAACCGAAACGAAUAUACUCGGUUUACUGCUUGUUAUGCAGCUUUUGAGUCCGAGCAUUGUGUCAUUGAUCAUUGUAUUGCUGUUUGUUUACAAGAUUCAGCGAAGAGGAUUUGAUUGUGCAGUCAGUGCAUUGAACUUUUUUGAAUUAAAGCGCAACUUAAAAGUGGAAGUUGCAUGUAAAUUGUGUUUUCAUGCAUUAUUGAUGUACAGAUACUCAAGGGUAUUGCUAAGUGCAAUUCAUAAGUAA